AAGGUGUAGUUAAUAAGAUUGAAAGGAGUCCGUACAUGUUUUGAAGGAGCGAGUGUCUUCUUUUCUUUUCUCGUUUCAUACUUGAACCACGACUACGACCACUACCGUCCUCCUCUCCCCCUAAUCCUGUGCUCUAUUUCUUCUGUUUAAUCUUUCUCUCUCUUCAUUGAUAUUGCCAAGAUGUCGAAGACCGAUGAUUCAGGUGAUGACUCAAAUGGGGAUUCGUUUCAGCAGGUGAAACAAAGGUUCAAGGAUCGAUCUAAGAAAGUGGCUCAAACGAAGGAUUUGCUUUCGAAACAAGCGGUUCAGACUAAGGAGAUCCUGUCCAAACAGGCCGUUAAGAUCGCCAAACAAGCUGAAGAACACGAAAGUUUUAUCAGCAAGGUGACUCAUCUGAUGGGAGUGCUCUGGUUUGGUGGGUUUUGCUUUCUUUUGGGAGCAAGACCGCAAGAUAUUCGUUAUAUAUAUUGUUUGUUCUAUGUCAUAUUCGUUCCUCUUAGGUGGAUAUACUACAGGUUCAAGAAGUGGCAUUACUAUCUUUUGGAUUUUUGCUAUUAUGCAAAUACAAUUUUUUUGGUUGAUCUUCUUCUGUAUCCAAGGAAUGAAAAGCUUUUCAUGAUCUGCUUCUCUUUUGCUGAGGGGCCUUUAGCAUGGGCAUUGAUUGUUUGGCGUUGUAGCUUGGUGUUUAGCUCUCUUGACAAACUUGUUAGUGUCCUUAUACAUCUUCUACCCGGGAUAGUUUUCUUUACCAUUCGAUGGUGGGAUCCAGCAACCUUUGCAGCCAUGCAUCCGGAAGGAACUGCUCGCAGAAGUUCAUGGCCUUAUGUAGAAGACAAAUCUUACCUAUGGACAUGGCUCUUUGUGGUUCCCUUAUUUGCAUACACUCUCUGGCAGAUUCUGUACUUUCUCAUCGUCAAUGUUUUACGUCGACAAAGGCUGUUAAGAGAUCCUGAAGUCAUGACUUCCUAUAGGGAGCUUUCGAAGAAGGCUCAGAAAGCAAACAACACAUGGUGGCGCCUGAGUGGUUUGCUUGGGGACCAAAACCGCAUGUUUAUGUACAUUUUGCUGCAAGGCCUUUUCACAAUAGCAACUAUGGCGCUCACAGUCCCCAUCUUCUUGUCUUAUGAAUUACAUCUCAUUUUUCAAAUUCUCAAGGUCUCUGCCACUGCUUGGUAUGGAGGGAGCUUUUUGCUUGAUGUAAUGCCUAGGCAAGUUAUUCUCAAGGAGAAAAAGAAAUCAGAGAUGCAGCCGGCACAAACUCAACAAGAGCCGCCCCAUAUUGUGCCAGAAAAUUCCGACUCCAUUGAGGCACAGAAUUCAGCCGAAAGCUAAGCUGUCUUUCUUAAAAAGUACACUGUUUUAGUAUCAGGAAAAGAAAAAAAAAACUAGUCAAGUUUAUACCCUCUAAUUCUAAUUUUCAUCUGGUAUGCCCACAAAUUAGCUCUUUGUAGUUUGAAUAGUGUUGGUUUGGAUAGGUUUUGGUUGGUCAGAAAAUGUUCUUCGAUUUUGGACGUCAUUUUAAUCUUAAAAAAUUUGUUAUAGGUACGAUGCACUUUUGCACCAAAAACAAAAAUUGAUGGAUUGAAAUAUGAAUUCUGGACAUUAUCUUUUA
Molecule: messenger RNA, 1612 nt
Organism: Humulus lupulus (European hop)
Lineage: Eukaryota; Viridiplantae; Streptophyta; Magnoliopsida; Rosales; Cannabaceae
Product: glycerophosphocholine acyltransferase 1
Exons: 8
Coding region: 181-1332 (383 amino acids)
Biological process (GO): phosphatidylcholine biosynthetic process
Source: RefSeq, a predicted model, not a curated record